This is a messenger RNA of Eimeria tenella, 2331 nucleotides long. RefSeq lists its product as uncharacterized. Lineage: Eukaryota; Apicomplexa; Conoidasida; Eucoccidiorida; Eimeriidae. The coding region runs from base 1 to 2331 and encodes 776 amino acids. The record is from RefSeq and is a predicted model, not a curated record. Gene Ontology annotation, cellular component: membrane. The transcript is spliced from 14 exons.
AUGUACCACGAAGACGGCUGCCUCAGCCUCGACGGCCACAACGUCUGCGCGGGGCCUGGCUACCCCUGCCUAGGCCCGGAGAAGAGCUUCCAGGAGUGCACUUUCGAGGAACCUGCUGCUGCUGAGUGCAGCAGCCACAAACUGGACGUGGCAGUGAAGUGUUCAAACAACCCCCCGGGGGAGCCUUUGUUUGGGACUUUGCGAAUUGUGGAUGAAGACGGAUCUCCUUCUUUGGGGGGCACUGGGCGGCUGCAGGUGUACAAGGACGCUGCUGCGGGCUUUGAGGGAGUGAGUGCAGAACGGAGGCAUUUCUGGGAAGAGCUGCGAAGACGUGAACGGCCUGAACAUGUGCGGCCCUCACGAGGAGCCGAUUCACAUGGAGAUGAAAAAGCCCUCCGAAACUGCCCCCACGAGACCAAGUCCGACAUCUACUGCGCCCACAGCGAAGACAUCGUAGUGGCCUGCCGCGGAGACGGAGACCCCACGGGAGUCGGGGCUUUCAAAAAGGAAGAUCUUCCGGAAAUUUCAAAGAGAAAGUUUCGGCCUCUUCUGCAGCUUUCGUGUUCAGACAAAGCUGCAUCGAAGAAGGGCCUGGGGGGCCAGCCAGGCGCGCUCUUCCUGGGGUCUUGCCCGAGCGGCUGCAAGUGGGAACUCGAACUUAUUUUGCAAUUUGAAAAUUUUGAAAAUUCGGUUCGAAACAGCGAAGAACAGACGGAGAUACGGGGCACCUUCAUCUACACCGACGACUCCCCUAUUUGCAAAGCUGCCAUUCAUGCUGGAGUCAUUGGCAGGAAUGGCGGAAAGAUCGCCAUAGUUCUGGCUCACGGCCAGAACUCGUACUUCGGCUCUGCGCGAAACAGCAUCAGCAGCGCCGCUGCUGACGCCCACGCCAGGUCUUUUCUCGUGACGCAUCUCGUCACCGACGUGCAGGCCAGAUCGGACAAAGAGCCGAAACCGAAAGCUGCGGUGAAAUACGCAGGGGAUUCAUCUUUGAGAGGUUUUCGCGGCAAGGGCGGCGACUUCGUGGAUUUGAGAGAGCUGCCGGGCUCGGAGGGCGGGAAGGGCAAAUGGAGGACUCUCGUUUCGCACAGCGGCUGCGGUGGAUUGCUGCUUGCAAUAAACAAAGAAGGGGAGAUCUUGUUGGAAAACAACUGCGAUCCUCGAGUGAUCAGCACUGGAAUAAUUCCUGAAAUGGAUGAAAAGUUCCACUUGGCGGUUUCUUUCUUUUCCCCCGAAAAGCGCGUCGCCAUUUACUACAACGGAGAACAAAUUGUUUCGGAGAUGACAGAUUUCGAUUUCAACAUGAAGGCAAGUGCAGCGGCAGCAGCAGCAGCAGCAGCAGCAGCAGCAGCAGCAGCAGCAGCAGCAGCCCGGCUGGCUGCUGCUGCUGCUGCAACUGCUGCUGCAGCUGCGAAGUGGACUAUUGGUCCUUUUAAUUUCGAAAAUUCCGUUAUUAUUGGCCGCGCCGCGGCCGCGGACUCCGACUACUUCGUGGGGUCGAUCUCAGGCCUUUCGAUUUUCAACUACGUCUUAUCGGCGGACCAAAUCAUUUACUUAUCCACUCAAAAUGCAGCAGCAGCAGCAGCAGCAGCAGGAGCAGCAGGAGCGGCCUGGGACUUGACCGUGGGGGGCGAGAGACGCACGGAGGACGGCCGAGUCUGCCUCUCCCCCUGUUCCCCCGAAGAGCCCCUGGAGUUCUUCGGGGCCCCCGCGGGGGCCCCCGAGGGGGCCCCGGAGGGGGCCCCCAGGCGGGCCCCGCUGCAGGGCGCAGUGGAGCUUGCAUGCAGCGACAACGCGUGGCUGGAGGCGUUCAACGGGUUUGUGGGGUCUCGCUUUUUGAUCAGCUGCCCCCCCAACUGCGGGGGGGCCCCCGGGGCCCUCCGGGGCAGCAAAGUUUACUCCCCAGACUCUGCUGUCUGCAAAGCCGGCCUCCACGCGGGGGCCCUGGGGCCCCACGGGGGCGAGGCCCUUCUCGUGCUGCUGAGCGGGGGCAGCAGCUACGCAGCAGCUCCAGGACACCACGGCGACGGCGCCCUCGUGAUGCAGAUGAAGGUGGGACAGCUCGUGCUCAUCUCCUGCCCGCCAGGCUGUCUGGCGGCCUCCGAUGCUCGGGUGUACGGAACAGAAGACCUCUACAGCCCCUUAUCGUCGGUCUGCCGCGCUGCACUACACGCGGGCGCACUGCCCCCCGAUGGAGGCCACGCGGAGCUGCGGGCCGGGGGCCCCCAGGAGGCCUUUGGGGCCUCCGAGGCAAACGGAGUGGUGUCUCUGAAGGGGGAAAAUUAUCUCCGUUCAUUUUCUUUUAAAAUGAAAAAGAAAAGAAGACUUUGA